AUGAGUGAGAAUAAUCUAGUGCACCACUACACUGUUUUAAAACAGUUUCUUGAUAUUUCAGAUGAUCAGCAGACAAGAUCGAAAUCAACAUCAUCAAGAGCUCAAAGAGCCAGAGAGAAAUUGCUAAAACUAUCAGCUGCCCAAUUUAAAGAGUUAAGUACAGAUGUUUAUGACGAGUUGAAACGUAGGAUUGACGAAAGUAGAGGAGAACCAGAUUACUUGUUACCUAAAUCAUCGUUUCAUCCUAAAAGAAAUCAAGCUAGACAAAAGUUGGCAUCUUUACCUCAAACGAGAUUUAAGGAUUUAGUGGCUGACAUAUCUUACGAGAUUGAAAGAAGAGAGCUUCAUAUCGAACAUAAAGAUUCAGCUGAACCUCGUCGCACAUCCUUAUCAUCUAAUCAUACUAACAAUGCACACAUUUCACAUGAGCGCAAAGCUUCGCAAGCAUCUUCACAUGCUACAAAUGGUUAUCAUAGCCGUCUGACGUCACAUCAUGCUAAUGAUUUUCAUCCACAAGAGCAUCAUCACAAGGUUCCCGAUGACCAAUUGAACCACUCGGAAGAUCAUGUCACCUCUAGUAAGAAUAUCACAAUACCUGAUGCAGAAGCUUCAAACCAGUCCAUUGGUAUUCAGCAGUCUACGGUGAUUCCCACGAAAGCAAACCUCACUUGGUCAAGCGAUGAAGAGGAUGAUGAAAAAGAUACCAACGAUAAGAAAGAGGAAGAGGGCCCACCCCAACAAAGGCAGAUCAAUGGCGAUCAAAUAGGACUGCAACAGGUGGAGUUUGAGAGGAGCAAGAUCUUAGAGUUGGAGAAAGAAUUGGAUGCCUUUAAAAAGCAGUUGAACAACGUAGAGAAACAAAAGGAGGCGCUUUCAGAGAAGUUGACAUCCUUGCAAGAUGAUUAUGACUUUUCCGUUAAACAAAACAAAUCCCUUAGUGAGGAGCUCGAACUGUUGGGUCAAGAAAAAGAGAAUUGGAUUUCCAAACACGAAACUUUGAGCAAAUCUUUACAGGCCAAUGACAAGUCUGAAGAGCUUGAAAAAUUGAAAUCGAUAAAUGCAGCUUUAAGGCUUGAAAACCAAUCGUUGAAGAACACUUCGCCUGUUAACAGAUCGAUAUCAAACCAGUCGCCCAGCCAACCAGAUUUACAAACAAAAGCUAGCAAUGCCAACAUAGCUGGCUUUUUGGACAAAUUAGAGAAAAUCGAUAUGCCUUCAGCUAGCAACCCCUCUACCUUAGAGUUGAAGAAUCAAGUCAAACAGUGGCAACGUAGAUAUGAAGACUCCAGAUCCAAAUUUAUUGCAAGUGAGAUCAAGAAAACUACUUUGUCAAAAAUUGAAUUGAAAUCAUUCAUAUCUCCGCAAGGAUUAAUCUCGAUAAAAUUGGUCAGUGACGCGCAAGCCUUGUUGGAGUCUUUUCUCGUGUACAUUGCUGAUAACUGGGAUGUCAAUGUCAUGUUUGAGAAAGUUUCAAAAAUUGCUGUCAUUAUGAAUGAAAUUGCUGCACAGGGGGAGCAUCAAGUUCCAAAUAGUAACGAGCAUUCAAUUUUGUUGCGAGAAGCUGCUGCAUAUGCCUUGACUGCUACUAGGUACCAUGCUACGUACAGGCUGUUAUUCCCAAAGUUUAUUGUUGAGAAAGCGUUAGGGGAAAUGAAUUGUGUCCUUUGUGACUUGGUUGCGGCUUCAAAACUUAAUGAGAAUUCGACAAACUUGAGAAAGCUUGAACCGGAGAAGAAAAGUUCGGCUACACCUUCGCAAGUAGAUUAUGGUGUUAGACCUUUGAAAAUGGCCAACAAAUUGAAGCUGAGUAAUCCAAAUAUGAUUAAUGGAACUUAUUAUCAGACACCGCCCCAGAAACAACAACAACAGCGAACACCACCCCAAAAUACAAAGCAGUCCCCUCCUCAAAGAUCUCAACAAACACAACCCAGCACGAUUCAACAAUCGCCACCGGAAAGGAAGGAUUCGUGUUUAAAGUCUGGCGAAGAGACAUCGAUGCAAGGAGUAUCCUAUGAGCCUAAAAAACGCGGGGAAGAAUUACAAUUGAAACAAGAACAUCAUUUUGAGCAUGAUAAAACACUGCAUCCUGAUGGGCUUCGUAGAAUACAACAACUUUCCCCUGAAAUUUCCAGGCAGCAGCCGCAUUAUAGUGGGCAGCCGUCAUCGGAAUCGAAUGCUCCCACUGCUCAGCCGGUAUCUGUAAAUCACAAGAGCCUGGCUGAUGGUCUUAGUCAUGAAAACAAUCCUUCCCAAAACCCAUUUGUGGCAUCGGUUACGGGCAGAGGUGAUAGCAUUGUCCCCCAAACUAUUGAAAGAGAUGCAGUGCCUUUAGCUAACAGAGACAUCAAUAGGGAGCCAAUAGCUGAAAAGCAUCCGGAUAGACACAUUGGCAAUGCAAAAACUUUGACACCAUCUCCAUCAAAAACAGAAAGGGCCACCAACGUCUCAACCCUUGGCCGCAAAUUUGCAGAAGCAGCAGUCAAUAAUGAUCAGUCUUCCCCGCCAGCAAUGAAAACCACGCCAACAAAGAAGGGUAACAUAAUGGAUAGAGUGAAACAGUUUGAAAGCUCACCCGAUGGUCAAAUGAGGUCGAGCCCGCAACGUUUCCAAAGAUCUCCAAGAUCUUUUGAAUCAACUGAUGAAAGCGAUGCACCAAGAAGACUUGCAGACCCGUUCACUUCUAAGUUACAAGGAGAGCUUGAAGGAUCAGCACCAAUUGCUAGAAAUGAUGAUACUGAUACCGAUGUUCCGCUUGCUGGUAGAGGUAGGGGUAUUUUGCAAUCAUUUAAAGACAGGUCCAAUACAGAAUCAAAUUCAAAUGACCUUAAUGUGGAUGCAAAACCAGAACACCUGUCUGGAAAGGAUGAUGAGGGACUGAAUCGUGAAGCAGGAUAUAGUAGAGCACAAAGCAAAAAUGCACCUGCAAAAGAAGAAGCAAGAAGAGUUGGUGAUUUUGCACCCAUCAAGCACACAUUUGAUGACAACGAGCCUGAAGUCCGUGUGAGGAUAAGCUCUCCUAAAAUGCCUCUUGAAACAAGCUCGCUGGGUGAAUCCGAUGAUGAUUACGAAGACGAAAGGGAUACACAAUCAGAAGCUAGGCAAAGGCAAGAAUAUCGUAAAUCGAUGGCUGCUGCAACCUUUAAUGUUGACUUGUUUGAUAUUGAUGACCCUGACAACACUUUAACACAAGUGUUGCUUUAUCUUGAACAUCAAACAGUGGAAGUUAUCAAUACUAUUCAAUCAUUACUUGGGGCUAUUAAGAAGCCCAAUGCCACAAGGAGUGAUUUGCGUCAAAAAUCGAAAGCCAUUACUAUUGUUAUAUCCCAAAUGUGUGAGGCUACAAACACUUCAAUGAAUCAGACACGUAAUGCGCAAUUGAAGGAACACGGAAGUUGGGUAGUGAAGUCAUUGGAAGAUUGUUACCACCGAAUGGAUGUCUUGUGUAAACCAGCGCAAGACUCCAAUGAGGGGCAAUUUGCUGAUAAGAAUUUCAAACAAAGGUUAGCAGGCAUUUCCUUCGAUAUUGCUAAAUGUACUAAAGAGUUAGUCAAGACUGUUGAAGAAGCCAGUCUUAAAGAAGAUAUCGCUUACCUUGAUGCUAGACUUAGUCGUAAUGAUGAAGAUUUGACAUAA
Molecule: messenger RNA, 3633 nt
Organism: Lodderomyces margitis
Lineage: Eukaryota; Fungi; Ascomycota; Pichiomycetes; Serinales; Debaryomycetaceae
Gene: SPA2
Product: Spa2p
Exons: 1
Coding region: 1-3633 (1210 amino acids)
Biological process (GO): mating projection formation; invasive filamentous growth; bipolar cellular bud site selection
Cellular component (GO): actomyosin contractile ring; cellular bud tip; cell cortex of growing cell tip
Molecular function (GO): MAP kinase scaffold activity
Source: RefSeq, a predicted model, not a curated record